UUUCAUUGUUUGAGGCAACAUCUAUCCGGAAAGAUGAGGUCAAAAUUACCCCAAGACCACCGUGCAAUUAUUAAUGAGGGGGAAGAAAAUGAGAUGGAAAUAUUUGGCUAUAGAGUGAGCAUCCCCUGGAUUGUCCUGUGUGUGAUUGGUUACUGUGUAUCAGGAGGGAUUCUUCUGCUGCUCUUUUAUUGGAAACCGGAGUGGAGCGUGUGGGCAAACUGUGUCCCAUCCUCGUUGGAGAAAGCCAAUGUUAUUUUACUUAGGACAACUGAUGAAAGGAAGAAAUACACUAGGAAGAAAGUGCGCUGGAUCAUUUUAGAUGAAUUUAAAGAUUCACUGAGUCGGUCGCCAUGUUCUGUCAUGUCUGAUGAAAACUCCACAGUAAAUAGAGCUAUAAGAAGACCAGAUCUUAAAGUAAGAUUCAUUCGGGUACAGAAGAUUCAAUAUGUAUGGGACAUUUACAAAAAGGAAUUUCAGAAAACUGGAACUUUGGAGGAUGAACAUUCCUGUUAUAGCUUACAUUCAAAGUAUGGAUCUGGUCUAAUUAAAGAAGAGCAAGACAUCAGGAGAUUAGUAUGUGGACAUAACACUAUUGAAGUUGAAGUUGCACCACUCUGGAAAUUAUUAAUUAACAAGGUUUUAAACUUAUUCUAUUUGUACCAGUUCUUCACUGUGGUCCUAUGGCUGGCUGAAGGGUAUCUGGGUUAUGCCAUUGCAAUCCUUCUCCUAGCUUUCUGCACUAUUACUUUAUCUCUCAUGGAGCUCAGGCAGCAAUCGUCAAAGCUACACAAUUUGGUGAAAGCUCAUAAUAAUAUGAAGGUGACUGUAAGUCGAAGAGAUGAAGAAUACAACCAAAUAGAAUCACGCAAUCUAGUACCAGGAGAUAUUAUUAUUCUAUCUGGCAAGAACUUUUUCAUGUCUUGUGAUGCCAUUUUAAUCAAUGGGACAUGUAUUGUAAAUGAAGGCAUGUUAACGGGGGAAUGCAUUCCUGUGACAAAAACUCAAUUGCCACAUGUAGAUAAUACAAUGCCUUGGAUGCAGUACAGUGGAGAAGAUUAUAAGCGCCAUGUCUUGUUCUGUGGAACUGAAGUUAUAAGAUCAGAAUCCACUGCACAAGGACCAGCCAAAGCUGUUGUGUUAAGGACCGGAUUUAACACAACUAAAGGUGACAUGGUGAGAUCUAUACUGUAUCCCAAACCUCUAAACUUCAAACUGCACCGAGAUGUAAAAUGGUUUUUCAUAUUUUUGGGAUUUCUUGCAGUUGUUGGCAUAGUCUACGCUGUCAUCAUAUUUGCACAGAGACAGGUUUCUGUGGGGAGAAUUAUUGUGGAAUCCCUUGUCCUUUUGACAUCUGCGAUUUGUCCAAUCAUUCCAGCAGCUUUGACAGUUGGGAUUAUUUAUGCCCAAAGCCGACUAAAGAAGAAGAGUGUCUUCUGCAUCAGUCCGGACAGAAUAAACAUGUGUGGCCAGCUUAACCUGUUCUGUUUUGACAAAACGGGCACUUUAACAGAAGAUGGACUUGAUUUAAUGGGUGUUAUACCAUCUGGUGGAACAUGUUUCCAGAACAUUCUUAAACAUGACCAGAUGAAUGAGCUUUGCUGGGGGCCCCUGUUUGGAUCAAUGACAAGUUGCCACUCUCUUAUCAUGGUUGAUGGAAAUUUACAAGGUGAUCCUCUGGACCUGAAAAUGUUUGAAGCCACUGGCUGGGUAUUAGAGGAUACUGGCACAAAUGAUAACGAGGGAUCCUCAACCCAGAAUAUGGUUGUACGACCUCAGCCUGGAUCAUAUCAUGACACAGUGCUUGGAGUGAAUGUUUUGUUCCAAUACCCGUUCUCUUCAGCCAUGCAACGUAUGUCUGUCAUAACUGAGGUCAUAGGAGGUGAUGGUGAAUUAACUGUUUACAUGAAGGGAGCUCCAGAGAUGGUGGCCAGUUUUUGCAGGCCAGAAACAGUUCCAGAAGAUUUUUCACAUGAACUGGAGAUAUACACAUUUCAAGGGUUAAGAGUCAUUGGAGUAGCACACAAAAUUCUUAGAAAUGCAAAUAAAGAUGAUUUAGAAAGUACUGAAAGGGAAGAUGUGGAAUGUGACAUGGAGUUUCUUGGGUUGCUGAUAUUAGAAAAUCGUCUGAAACCAGAGACCCAACCAAUCCUCGAGGAGCUCAAUACAGCCAAUAUCAGAACUGUAAUGAUUACAGGUGACAACAUACAAACAGCAACUACGGUUGCCAAAAACUGUGCCAUGAUUCCUGAGGACAGUCAAGUGAUUCUAGUAGAAGCGUGUAAACCUGAAGGCUGUUCUUUAGCAUCUGUCACCUGGAAACUUCUGGAAUACCCACAGACUGGACAAAAUAAAGCCAUUCAGGAUAUCAGUAUCGAUGUUGAAAAUAUACCGGAUACCAAAAAACAGAGCAAUGAUUACCAUUUUUCAUUGAGUGGAAAAACCUAUGAAAAUCUAGAAACAUAUUUUCCAGAUUUGUUACCAAAAAUUUUGAUGAAUGGAACAGUUUUUGCAAGAAUGUCUCCUGGGCAGAAAUCAGCAAUUAUAGAUGAAUUUCGAAAACUUGAUUAUUAUGUGGGAAUGUGUGGAGAUGGAGCCAAUGACUGUGCUGCUCUGAAGAUGGCCAAUGCUGGGAUUUCUCUGUCAGUACAAGAAGCAUCUGUGGCUGCACCUUUUAACUCACAUGUCACAAAUAUCAAGUGUGUCUCUGAACUGUUGAAGGAAGGACGAGCUGCACUUGUCACAUCUUUCUGCAUGUUUAAAUACAUGUCUAUGUUUGGAUUAAUUGAAUAUAUCAACACACUGCUGCUUUACUGGCAACGAAAUAUCUUUGGAAACAAUCAGUUUCUGGUCCAUGACUUUGCUAUUAUGUUUAUCAUUUUCCUUACAAUGAGCUCCACUCCUGGAUAUCAUAAACUGGCACCAUACAGACCACCGGGGCAGCUGAUCUCUCCAUCUAUGUUGUUGUCAGUGGUGUACAACGUUUUCUUUACAAUAGCCAUGCAGACGUAUGCAUUUCUUAUAGUUCAGCAGCAGCCAUGGUACAGCACCGAUGAUGUUUUUAGUGCCUGUUACCCAGGGAAUGUAAGCCUGAACCGCAAUCUUACCUAUAAUCUAAUACACAAUAGACAUCAGAAGAAUUAUCCAAGCUUUGAGAACUCAACUCUGUGGCUCCUUACUGCUGUACACCUGGUCAUCCUAGCCUUUGUCUUCUCUAAAGGACAACCAUUCCGUAAACCACUGUAUACUAAUUAUGUUUUUGUGGCUACAUUGGUGGUAGAGUUUACCCUCACCCUGUUCUUUAUAUUUGCUGACUUCAAGUAUAUGUAUGUUGUUUUAGAGCUUGUCUGUACCCCAACCAGCUGGAGAAUCCACAUGUUGGUCAUGCUGAUCAUAUGUCUUGUGGUAUCAUUUCUGGUGGAGGAAUUUAUUCUAGAUAACAGAGCCCUUUGGUUGGCCUUGAAGAAAUGUCUAAAAUUAAAACCGGGAAGUAACUAUAAAAAAUUAAGAGCUAUAUUAGAGGAGGACAAACAAUGGCCACCCAUUGGAAAAACCGUGUUUGGGAAAAGUAAAUUGACCAACGGAGACUCUAAAAUGUACACUAACCCAGCCUAUGAACAUGAGGAAGUUGUCUCAAAUGGAAGGAAUGGGAUACAUUGAUGUUAAUGGAAGACGUAAAGAAAAAAGUGAAGGGUCUAUACAGCUGUUGUAUGA
Molecule: messenger RNA, 3711 nt
Organism: Nanorana parkeri
Lineage: Eukaryota; Metazoa; Chordata; Amphibia; Anura; Dicroglossidae
Product: probable cation-transporting ATPase 13A4
Exons: 30
Coding region: 34-3657 (1207 amino acids)
Biological process (GO): polyamine transmembrane transport; intracellular calcium ion homeostasis
Cellular component (GO): late endosome membrane
Molecular function (GO): ATP hydrolysis activity; polyamine transmembrane transporter activity; ATP binding
Source: RefSeq, a predicted model, not a curated record